AUGCAAACAAAAAGAAACACCAUCCCUUUGGGGGGCCCCAAAGCUAAACCUGCUGCAGCAGAUGAUGACUUGCUGCUGCAGCAGCAGCAGCAGCAGCAGCAGCAGCAGCAGCAGCAGCAGCAGCAGCAGCAGCAGGGAGAGGGUGCUGCUGCUGCAAAAGAAAAAGUCAAAAAGCAGCAGCAGCAGCAGCAGCAGCAGCAGCAGCAGCAGCAGCAGGGAGAGGGAGCUGCUGCUGCAAAAGAAAAAGUCAAAAAGCAGCAGCAGCAGCAGCAGCAGCAGGUGCAGCAGCAGCAGCAGCAGCAGCAGCAGGUGCAGCAACAGCAGCAGCAGGUGCAGCAGCAGGAGCGGCAGCAGAUGCAGCAGCAGGAGCGGCAGCAGGUGCAGCAGCAGCAGCAGCAGCAACAGCAACAGCUGCUGCUGCUGCUGCUGCAGCUGAGACAAUUGCUACAGCACCAAACCCUCGCGAGGGUUUAG
This is a messenger RNA of Eimeria mitis, 474 nucleotides long. RefSeq lists its product as uncharacterized. The transcript has 3 exons. NCBI's taxonomy places the organism in Eukaryota, Apicomplexa, Conoidasida, Eucoccidiorida, Eimeriidae. The record is from RefSeq and is a predicted model, not a curated record. Bases 1 to 474 code for a protein of 157 amino acids.